Molecule: messenger RNA, 2138 nt
Organism: Beta vulgaris subsp. vulgaris (sugar beet)
Lineage: Eukaryota; Viridiplantae; Streptophyta; Magnoliopsida; Caryophyllales; Amaranthaceae
Exons: 4
Coding region: 342-1946 (534 amino acids)
Source: RefSeq, a predicted model, not a curated record
UCUUGCUGAUUAAGAAAAAACAGCCACCAACCAUGACUUUAUAAGAUGAUAUGGUUGACCUUAAGACAUUUUAAGCUUAUAAGUAAUUACUAAUUCUUUAUAGUUUCGUGGAUUCAGUCUUAAUAUGAUAUAAGUGCUACAAGACUAAUCAAUCCAUGAAUUGGCUCAACCAAUCGUGCAAACAUAUAUAUUAAUAAGACUAUUUUUACUUUGUUGACAAUUUAUUAAUUUGAAGCAAACAAGAUUCAUGCCAUUACCUUGAGUCCUGACAAUCAAAUCUCAAGUAAUUGCACCACCAUUUGAUCAACAAAACAAAGGCAUCCCACCAACUCUACCUCCUGAUGGAAUUCUUCACCAAAGCAAAAUUCAUCAGGCUUAGAAGCCAUCACAACAGGUAUUUGAUAGCAGGUUCAGAUGGCGAAUCAAUCAAGCAGAGUAAAAAUGGCAACAGCAGGCAGGCACGUUGGUCUGUCAAGGUUGUGCAAGACAACCCUAACAGGAUUUGUCUUCGGAGCUGCUACGACAAACUCCUAACAGCAUCAGAAGAGUCCUUCCUGUUAGGCUGGACAGGGAAUAAGGCCCUGCAGACCGUGCAGUCUGACUGCGACCUGUCAGUACAAUGGGAGCCCAUAAGUGCAGAUUUUUACGUGAAACUGCGGGCACCACUCAUGGGGAAGUUCCUCAGGGCUAAUGCUGGGACACCACCUUGGAGAGACACGGUUACAGUGGAUGUCCCUGAACGGAAAACCACGCAGGAUUGGGUGCUUUGGGUGGUGGAUAUUCUAGACGAUGAUGCAGCAACCGCGGACUUUGAUCGAUGUUCUUGGCCUAGGAAUUCCAAAUCAUUAGCCCAUAACAAAAGUGUUAUUGCUUGUUAUAAGUCUUCUUAUUCCAUGAUCAAUAACGUAGCAUUAGCAAGGUAUAGUAGUUCAAGUUCUGGUUCAUGGGUUGAAGACGAAAGCGAUCAAUCAGUAUCAACAGCAACAAGCUCACCUACAACUUGUUCAGUUGCUGGUGCUUACAAGAGUGAAAUGGAGUUAUUCCACAAUGCAAAAACAGUGCGCUUACGUAGCAGCCACGACAAGUACCUUAUAGCCGACGACGACGGUGAAACUGUAUGCCAAGACAGGCAUGGCGGAACAAAGUACGCACGAUGGACGGUAGAGUACGUAAAAUCUGUAGAAGGCGUAAGCCUGGUGCGCUUCAUGAGCUGUUAUGGAAAAUAUUUAACAGCAACAGAUGAUGAGUUUUUGUUAGGUGUAACAGGGAAGAAAGUUAAGCAAAUUAUGCCUAGAAGAUUGGAUUCUUCUAUAGAGUGGGAGCCUUUAAGAGAUGGAAUGCAAGUCAGGUUGAAGACAAGAUAUGGUAACUUUUUAAGGGCUAAUGGUGGACUUCCACCAUGGCGGAAUUCGAUUACUCAUGAUGUUCCUAGCAGGAGUCAUACUCAGGAUUGGGUUCUUUGGGAGAUUGAGGUGUUGGAAGUUUAUGAUACUCCAAAACAGGUUGAGGCUGAGGCUAAGGCUAAGGCUGAGGCUGAGGCUGAGGAUGAGGAUGAAAGCGAGGCGAAACGGAAGUUUGAGAGGUGUGAAUCAGAGUAUGAUCCUUCCUGUUUCAGGAAUUCUCAAUCUGGGCAUAGCGGAUUUGGUGCAUCAAGUGCAAAGAAUGAAGGCCGAGUUAUACACUAUAAUGUUGUGGACGAUGAUGGAAAUAUUGUUGAUGAAGCAGAGGGAGAAUGCUCAUUAGUUUUUGAAGGCAGUAGUCUGGAGGAGCUGACUCAAAUGUUGGAGAAAGAGACAGGUUUAACAGAGUUUGCAUUAUGCGCUCGCAGUCCUUUGAAUGGAAAGCUUUAUCCAAUGCGGCUGGCUCUUCCUCCAAACCAUGUGAAAUUGCAUGUUUAUGUUGUACCAUCAUCUUGCAAAGCUGCAGCAGAGUUUGGCCUGAGCUGAGCGGCGAGGAUUUACUUACCAACAUGAUGCUGUCAAUCUUUUGUGAUUUGAGUUAAGUCAAUACAGAUGAAGCUGAAACAGAAAUGAUUCUUUGUAUAUACCUUAAUAAGCCUUUUGGACUUGUAUGAUCAAGUUCUUAGUGCUAAUCAGUGGAAUCUAUCUUGGCAGUCAGUUUAUUUGGCGUUUUGUCUA